This is a messenger RNA of Sclerotinia sclerotiorum 1980 UF-70, 1314 nucleotides long. RefSeq lists its product as hypothetical. The transcript has 3 exons. Lineage: Eukaryota; Fungi; Ascomycota; Leotiomycetes; Helotiales; Sclerotiniaceae. The coding region runs from base 1 to 1314 and encodes 437 amino acids. The record is from RefSeq and is a predicted model, not a curated record.
AUGUUCAGACGCACCGAAGCACUCUACACCAAUGAGCUAGAUCGAUUAGCAUCAUCUCUCACACAAGCUCUCAUAAAGGCCUACACAGGCUCUGCAAAAAGAUCUACAAACGGCCCCCUUCAACAACCCUGGUGGAACGAGGACUGUACAAAGGCUGUACACGAACACAGGACUGCUAAAACUCCUGUAUCCAAGCGCUCUCUCCGGAGAACAGUCCGGAAAGCAAAACGUGCCUUCUAUAUCUCGAAAAUCGACAAAGUAGAGAACAUAAACGAUGUAUUUCGAAUAGCCAAAUGGCACCAGACUACAGGCAUAUACCGAACCCCGCCUCUAGCAGACCCCUCAAAUUUGACCAUUGCAAACAGCAUCGAAGAGAAAAGAGAAGCAUUCGCCAGCAAUCUACUAACAAACUCGGCCGAAGUCGACGAUAUUCCUUUCGAUAUCCCAGCGAUCCCAAGUCGUUCUAUCAUCUUCCCCGAUAUCGAUCUACAAGACAUAGAACUAGCUAUUCUAAAGACCGGGAACACAGCACCCGGUGCAGAUGAAAUCCCGACGAGAAUCCUACAAAUCGCAUGGCCACUAAUCAGGGAUAUAACCCUCUCCCUCUUCAAAGGGUGUUUAAACCUAGGACAUCACCCAGAAUGUUUCCGGAUAGCCACAAUCGCAAUCAUCCCUAAGCCCAAUAAGCCCGACUAUACCAACCCAAGAUCAUACCGCCCGAUUGCUCUACUUUCAGUUCUAGGCAAAGGCCUUGAAAGACUCAUUGCGAAGAAAAUAUCAUGGCUUGCCCUAAACUACAAAGUCCUAGCAAAUCAACAGUUCGGAGCUCUACCACUGCGAUCCUCAGUAGACCUCACAUCUUGUGUCACACAUGAUAUCGAAGCAUCUUUGAAACAAGGGUUAAAAACUACACUUCUCACAAUGGACGUGAAGGGAGCUUUUGACGCAGUAUUACCAGGACGACUAGUGAACCGCCUUCGGGAACAAGGAUGGUCAAACAAAUUGGUUAAAUGGGUACAGUCCUUUGCCACCAAUCGUUACAUCAAGAUCCGACUGGACGGCGAGAUCGGCCCAAAAACAAAGCUAGAAUGCGGCCUUCCCCAAGGCUCUCCAAUCUCCCCGAUCCUGUUUAUGCUCUAUAUUGCGCCCCUUUUCUGGAUGGGCAAUCCACGGAAGAGAUUCGGUACACACUGGCUCCCUGAACAUCGAGGUGAAACCUGGUCCGCUCAGAUGGCUUGGAGUCUAUUUCGACAGAAGACUAAACUUCAAGCCACAUAUACAGAUUCUUACAGCAAAAGCCCUCAAAGGAGCUAA